UCUCUGCCCACCAGUGCGGUGCGGAACGCCUCAGAGGCGGAGGGGCAAUGCUGAGCUCCCCCCGCCAUUUCCAUGCAGGGCUAUUUUUAGCUGCCUCUGUUGCAAUAUAAAGAAUGUUUGGCGUGGAGAGCUCUUUGCAGAGAGGGUGCGUUGUCACUUUAAGGAGGAGCUGGACUUCAGGGGGUGGGGACAGUUAGCAGAGGGGCUGGGGUGGCCUGGGUUUCAACCACUACCUUGGGAAGACCGGGGUUGUGUGUGUGUGUGUGUAUGUGUGUGUGUCUGUGUCUGUGUCUGUGUGGCUAAGGACGCUCUACUAAAAGGGUUUGCAAAAGACUCUGAGAAAGCCACCAUGGAUUUGUUACGGGAGGCCGACUGAUUUUCCCAGCGCCAACGUUGGGCAGUGACUUCACCCAGGAAGGACUGUGCGACAGCUCGGUUAGGGCACUGCUCAUUUGCAAGCCAGAGAAGCAUGUGGCUGGCUUCUGGAUCAACUCUUUGGAUUAGUGGAGCUGGUUUCCUUGUCAAUCCCAAAGCCUAGGUUGUAUCCACUGGUUUGAGGAACCAGUCAGAGGUCUGACUUAUCAGAAACAUGGCUACCAGUGCUGUACCAAGUGACAAUCUCCCCACAUACAAGCUGGUGGUGGUUGGAGAUGGUGGUGUGGGCAAGAGUGCUUUGACCAUCCAGUUUUUCCAGAAGAUCUUUGUGCCAGACUAUGACCCCACCAUUGAAGAUUCUUACCUGAAGCACACAGAAAUUGACAACCAGUGGGCCAUCCUUGAUGUUUUGGAUACUGCUGGGCAAGAAGAAUUCAGUGCAAUGAGGGAACAAUACAUGAGGACAGGAGAUGGCUUUCUCAUCGUCUUCUCUGUCACAGAUAAAGCCAGCUUUGAGCAUGUAGACCGGUUUCACCAGCUCAUCCUCAGAGUCAAAGACAGGGAGUCCUUUCCAAUGAUCUUGGUGGCCAACAAAGUUGAUCUGAUGCACUUGAGGAAAAUCACCCGGGAACAAGGAAAAGAAAUGGCAACAAAACACAAUAUUCCAUAUAUAGAGACCAGUGCUAAGGAUCCACCACUAAAUGUUGACAAAGCCUUUCAUGACCUUGUCAGAGUAAUUAGGCAACAGAUUCCAGAGAAAAGCCAGAAGAAAAAGAAGAAAACCAAAUGGCGUGGGGACCGGGCCACAGGCGCUCACAAACUCCAGUGUGUGAUAUUGUGACAGGGCCUCAGGGCCUCUUUGCUGCUGUGAAUGUGAACUAGAGAGACCCGGUGAUGCACUCAACUGCCUAACUGCACGGACAGCUGCUUUUAACAGUGAACCUUGGCCAGAGAUCUUGGCACGUCAAGGAAAAAGAAGAGGAGGGUGGGGUGGGAUAGGGUGGGGAAGGAAGGAAGGAGGGCAGGGAAGGUAGAGGAAGAGAACCUGCCCUUUGAGGAAUACUUGAACUGUGGCCAGUUUCUUCUAGAGGGAAUAGGUGGGGAAAGAGGAGGAUUUGGUCUGGUUUUGCCAAAAGAGCGACAAGCUUUCAGGUCAUUCACAGGAUAAGUGGAAAUAGCAAGGAAACAAAAGCAGCAUCUAAGCCCCUUAAGUGUUGAUACAAUCCAGUCCCCCUUUUCCUCCUUCCCUCCCUCUGUUGGUGGGUAUUUUCUUUUUUAAAAAAACUAAAUUGUGUCAUUUUGAUGUGGACUUGUUUAUCCACACAAAAGUAUGAAGUAUAAUAGUUUAUGAAAUGGCUCCUUUUUUCUCCCAGACCCAAUAACUCAUUGGUUCUGAACAUUGGAUUUUUUUUUCUUUUUUGGUGUCUUAAAAAUUAUUAUUAUUUUAUUAAGGGAGCCAAUGCCCACUGCCUAGUGAAAUCUUUGGCACUCCUCAGACUUAUAUAAUUCUGUGUCUGGAAUUUUUUUUAAACUGAGUUCUCCUAGCAAUGCCAAAACUAAAUAUAACAUGAAAUUAUGGUGGUUUGGAGAGUGGAAAUGAAACCUGGCCGUUGCUGGGGAUUCCAAGCAUUGUGUCAAACCUUGGAGAGGAGCCAACUCCACAAUCCAUAAACUGGAGAAAAUAUGAUUCUUUUAGGAGAGUUUUCUCUGUUUGGGAAUACAGAGGAUGAGAAAGAGAGUUGUUUUUUGAAAAGGGCAGAGGGUGGCAUGUGCAUGCCGAAUUUAAACAGCAUUUUCACUAAACCUGGAAAUGCUUAAUGUCAGAGAUAAGAUUAUUGACUUUUUAAGAGAUGUAUUAAUUUAUUUUUAGGGCAAUAAAUGCUAGGUUCAGGAUAUUCCCCAGGCAUGUGAAAGUGGCCCUUAGUUUCUUGGACUUCUGAAACCCAUCUCAUAUGUUUCCUCAUGCUUUCCUUUCAUUGUCUGUUACUGACUGGAACUGCAUCAAUUUAGACAUCCUACCACAUCUCUCCUCAAAGGAGAGGCAGCAUGUCACACCGAAUAGAGAGCUGGCCUGAAAGCCAGGAUGACCUGAGUUAAAGACCUGCCUCUGACACAUACUGCUUAUGUGACCCUAGGCAAGUCACUUAGGUGACUUCAGUGCACUAGGUAACUCUCUAAGACUCUAAAUUGCAAAGAAGUUGCCAACCUGCAUUGGUAGAGUUCUCUUACCUGGGAUUUCCCUUUACUAAUGAAGUAACAGCUCCAGUCUCUCUCCCCUAUCUCUCUUCAAAAAAGACACAUGAACCUACACUUAGUAAUUUGUCUUCUGUUGUACAUAAAUGUCUAUGUAUAGGCUGGCUAAUGGGGACAUGAUCCAGAGAGCUCUGGCUAAUAUGAAAUCUUGGAAGAACAAAUAAAUGUGCAACACUUAAUUAAAAUAAUGCUGCUAAAGGCCAGCAAAUUUAAUCCCUUAAGGCCAAUGUAUACUAAAUCAAAUAAAUGGAAAACCUGCUUGGUUCUUCACAGAUUUUAGCAUCAGCUAGACUUUCUUGGCAGAUGUUUGUAUUAACCUCUUAGACUGUAAAAGCAAAAAUGACCACAAAGCCAUCGACAUAACUUUUAUUGACACAUUCCUAGAGGGAGCACAUUCAAAGCACUCCAAGAUUAUGCCAAAUUUCCACUUAGCCACUUCUAAUAAGGGCUGGGUAAUAGUUUGAUCCAAUAUGGAGAAAGGAAGAAGAAGGAAAGUUUAAUCCUAAUGGGGUAAGAAAGGGAAGAAUUGAUCGGAGGGUUAUAGUUCUCCUCAGAGAGAGCAACACAAGAUGAAGUCAAUUGCUUUUUGUCCCAAAUGUUUAAAAUUAGGUGUGUAGUAUAGGAACUAGAUAGUCCCAAGUGUGUAACCUGGCUAUUCUUUGGGGAAAAAGAACUGGGGAGAGGGAACACUAGACUAGAAGUCAGGAGACCUCCAUUCUGUUUCUCAUCUUGUUAGUCACAUGAACUAACUCAACCCAAUCACCAGCACCUAGGGACCUAGCUUAAUUCUACCACCUAAGGAAUCAGAUGUGAACAAAACUUUGUUUUAAUGGUCCCUAUUUCUGAAACCUAAAAGGAUCACAGAGAGCAUUGUACUUAGUAGUUUUUAGUUUUUCUUUAACAUUAUGACCUUUUAAAAAACAUUAGAUAAACAAGGUGCUUUUCAAAACUGUGAGCCCCUUGGCUCCAAACACAAUACAAGAACCCCUCUGGGUUUCCAUGAUAGAAAGAGGUGAAAUUGAAGACAAUACAAUGACUUGUGAUGAGGAAAAGUUUCAGAAUGGAGAAAGAAACGUUGAAUAGGAGUGAGAGUGAGUGAGAUAUGUAAUAGAAAUAGAAAGAGCUGUAGGACCAGAUGGGAGUCACUGUACACAGACAAUACCCAGGAUAGGACUCUAUCAACCAACAGCUUUGAGCAGGAAUGAUGAUGCUAAAAGUUUGUCAAGGUGCCAAGAAUGAACUUUGUUGAGGAAAGGGAAUAAUUGUUCACCUUUCCUGUUUAAUGCUGGUGCUCUGAAAAGGUAUGGAGACAGGAGGUGAAGAAGGCAUUCCAACAUUCCUGGUGGCAAAUAUGGGUACGCCCAGAGUCACAGUCUACUUCUUUCAGUUUCCAUACUCUGGACUCCUAAUACAACUUAAACCCACAUUGCCUGAGACAGAAACUGCAUAAAAGACAUCGUGUUGAUGAACUGGCUCACUUUACGGCCUCUUCAUUUGCUCCAAUACAGAAUAUACUGUGAGCUUGCACCUCCCUUGGCCUCACUUUAACCCAUCUAUGAAAUGAGUAAAUAACACCGUAAGGGAUUCAUUCUGCUCUGGAGACAAUGCAGUGCCUUAUUGAAAAGAAGUCGCUAUUUGGAGCAAAAAAAAAAAAAAUGAGAGAAGGAUAACAUCCUAUUACCUUUAGCUUAGUAUUUCUUCAACUUACCAUAAGGACAAAGUGAUGAUACUGUCAGCAUUGAUAUUUUUUUUAAUCUGGCAAGAUAAUCCUUGACUAAGUAUGCCAUUUCGACUUUUCUUUCUAUGUUGGUCCCCUGGUAGCUCCCCCUUGGCACCUAAGAACCCUUCUGGGUUUCCAGACUUCCUGUAGAGCAGCCUUCAGCACCACUGACAGCUCCUUUCUUAAAGCUACCUUCUAUAUUUCUCCUCCCACCUCAGACUACUCCUGUUAAUAGCUCUUCUCUGCCUGAGACACAGUCCUUAGCCUUCUCUCUUUAUACUCAUUCACUUCCUCAGGGAAUCAUCCGCUUUCAUGAUCUCAAUGGUCAAGCUGUAGGUAGAUGAUUUCCAGAACUCUGCUCUCCACCUUUUUUUUGGCCUCCCAUUCAGAAUGUCCAAUAUAGUUGGGAUGCAAUACUGCACUUUGCCAGUAGGUGCUCUCAUCUAACACAUGAUAUAUUCUAGCCUGAAAAAUCCCUUGAGUUUGAAUCUUCAGGUUAAUUGUAACAAAAAAAAAAGUUCCCCAUUUUAUCUGUUCUAUAAGUUUAAAAUUCUGUAUAUCAAGUUUACUUAGGAUGAAGGAUACUUGAAUUAUAGAAAUAGAGUUCAAUCCCAUUUUUAUGUAAUACAUUAUUAACGAAAAUGCCAGUUUUAUGAAAUGAACAUGACUGCUAAAGAACAUUUGAAUGAUGCUUGAGCCUUUUAUGUAAUUUUUUAUUACGUUUUUGUGUAUUCUGAUUCAUUAAUAAAGGAAA
Molecule: messenger RNA, 5102 nt
Organism: Trichosurus vulpecula (common brushtail)
Lineage: Eukaryota; Metazoa; Chordata; Mammalia; Diprotodontia; Phalangeridae
Gene: MRAS
Product: muscle RAS oncogene homolog
Exons: 7
Coding region: 590-1216 (208 amino acids)
Biological process (GO): signal transduction
Cellular component (GO): plasma membrane
Molecular function (GO): GTPase activity; GDP binding; GTP binding
Source: RefSeq, a predicted model, not a curated record